Medioppia subpectinata is the source of this 2494-nucleotide messenger RNA. Lineage: Eukaryota; Metazoa; Arthropoda; Arachnida; Sarcoptiformes; Oppiidae. The record is from the annotation of a GenBank genome assembly.
AUGAAGAAGGUCGCCCGAGCGCUCAUCUGUGACUUUGGAUCGGGUUCUCUACUACAGACCUGCGGUUGGAUUGUUCCCCCAGACAGUCAUCCAAAGCUCAGAUGGAGGACAGGUCAGGGCGCUCAGGCGUAUUGGAUGGGCGGCCCUCGCAAUGAUCACACACUCGCCGAUACCAGCGGUGGUUACAUAUACUUUGAAACAUCACACCAACCCAUUGCCAGCGCAGGUCCAGCACUAUUGAGUGAUACUCCAAACGCAUCCAACACUUCCAGUUUCGGUUCGUCUAAGUUUUCCUCUGGAAAUGCAUUACUUCGACCACUUCUUAAUAAAUUCCCGGUUUUCCAUCCGAUGUCAUCGGAGCCAAACAGUGAGCUUCCAGUGCCCAACUCUGCUAACUUUCAGGGACCCAAUAUAUCGGACACCGGCCCUAAUGGCUUGUGUUUGAGUUUCUUCUACGCAAUCGAUGGCUUGAGUGCGGAUAACCUUCAGAUUCAUUUGAGAGAUGUUGAGACGGGAAGUGAUCGUACGAUUUGGCAAAGCAGUGAAGGAAUGGAAGGCACGUGGGUUAGGGGCGAAGUGGCCUAUACUUAUGGCUCCGUCCAUAAGAUCGUUUUGAAAGCCUUAUCCAAGAAGUUGGACGACUCAGAUCGGGCCUAUAGGGGGUAUAUAGCCGUCGAUGACGUCCAGUUCCAGCCCAUCGAUGAGGCAGAGGAACAGUGCAAAGGUCACUGCACUUUCGAAGGGGGUCUUUGCGGAUGGACUAAUCAGGAGGAAAAUGAUGAGUUUGAUUGGACUCUCGGCAGAGGCUCGCAAAAUAUAUUCACGGGUCCGUCGCGUGAUUUCACAAGUUUUGGCCAAAAUGAACAGUCGGGAGGUUUCGUAUACAUUGAGUCUUCGUUCCCCCGAAGACCGGGUGACAGAGCAAUGCUCGUCAGCCCUCUUAUGAACCCAACAGAUGAAAGCAAUCCAUUGUGUAUGAAAUUCGCGACUCAUAUGUACGGAAAUGGUAUCGGAGUCUUAAGAGUUAGACUCCGGUAUACCGGCGAUGAGGAAAGACCCGAAAAGAUAGUGUGGGAAAUAAAAGGAGAGGCCGGAAAUAACUGGUACUUGGGUCAGGUGCCCGUCUCAUCACCCGCGCAGUCCUUUCAUGUCGUUAUCGAAGGAAUUAUAGGCCAGAAUUCAUUGGGAAAUAUAGCGAUUGACAACUUAUCGUUUCAAAUUGGCACCUGUCCCAUCUCGCCUCAAACGGCUUCGCGAGGAAGCGGUGACUGCACUUUCGAGGAGAACAUGUGUUUGUGGCACAACCCUCUGCCACACAGUCGUGUCGAUGACUUUGAUUGGCUCAGACAAUACAGCUUUGGCGGGACGGGUCCUAAAUACGAUCACACCAAGAAAACACCCGAAGGUUAUUUCAUAAAUCUGAGCGGCGAUGCACUGCAGCCCCAAAGGGGUGGCACCAGAGCCUGGCUAUUGAGUCCAGAAUUUACACCACAGACCACAACACCCAAGUGUUUGUCUUUCUAUUACUACAUGUUUGAAAGGACUAUAGACCCGGCCGGGCCCAGUCUCGGCAGUCUCAGAGUCUAUAUUAAAACUCUCAGCGAUAGUGGAGAGCAAUUGAACUUAGUUUGGCGUUUAAACAACCAUCAGGCACAGGGUUGGAGACCAGCAAAAGUUCCGCUCACAAUAGGAUUGGAAAAGAAACCUCCGCUACAGACCUAUCAGAUAUUAAUUGAGGGCAUUUGGGGCGACGGACGGGUUGGAACCAUUGCUAUCGAUGACGUUAGUUUCUUCGACGGCAACUGCGCGCCUCAACCGACCAAAGCGGCGGCAGUGAUGGGUGAGUGCUCUUUCGAGAGAGAUCUGUGCGGUUACCGAAACCAGUCGGGAACGGGUCCGCCAGAAGUGGCACAGUUCUCGCCGUCACCGGCAAAGGCGGCGCUUAUAUCCAAUAAAAGACAAUCACUGAACAGAUUAUCGGUCUCAUCGAAAGAGUCGUUGACGUGGAAGUUGGCCACACCUACGAGCAGACCCGCCAACCUUCAAGACCACACAUUUAGAGCUCCGAACAACGCAGAAGGGGGUGCGCCUCCAGAAGAGGCCGAUAAGAGGGGACAAAACGCAUUGACUAUUGAAACAAAAAACUUGUUGUGGAGAAUGUCUACGAGAAGGUUCGAUACGAGUCGCCCGGAAUGGAUAUACGGCCAGUUGGCCAUCAAUUCGGAAAUACCUUAUCGGAUCCAGUUUGAAGGCGAGGCCUCAGACGGCGGGUUCGCUUUGGACGACAUCACCUUUUAUGACGGAUUGUGUCAAACCCGUCCACUUCAGGCAGCGGUCGCUUCUAAUACACAGUCGGAUAACUUGAAUGUAAAUGAGAAGUCUCUUCGCGAGCAGUGAUUUAACAAAUAGUAAUUGAUUUGAGAAAAAAAGUUUUACUAAUUACAUGAUUAACGGAAGAAUUUUAUGUAUUUAUACUAAAGUCAAUAUUUGAAGC